AUGGCCGGAAACUUUGAGCAGGAAGACCUGCCCGUGCUGAUCAUCGGAGCCGGGACCUGUGGACUGGCUAUAGCUCAUGGCCUUCACAUUAACAACAUCCCCUACAAGCUCUUCGAGAAAGACAGCGCCCUAGGCACGCGCAACAACCGCGACUGGGCAUUCGGCUGCCACUGGUCCCGCCCGAUCCUCGCCUCCCUCCUGGGGCCCGCGGGCUGGGCGCGCGUCGAGCGCGCCGCCCUCGUCGACCCGGGCCUGCCGAGGGUCGAAACCGACGUCAUCAACGUCUUCAACGGCGCGACGGGCGAGCGCGCCGGCGCCGUGCCCACGCCGGGCGUGAGCCGGUUCCUGAGGUCGCGGCUGCGCGGCCUGAUCGCGGAGGGUAUCGGGGGAAGCGAGGGGGUUGCCGAGUUUGGAAAGACGGUUGUUGGGGUUAGUUACGAGUAUGGGGAUGGCAGCAAGACCAGAAAGAGCGUAACGGCGCAUUUUGGAGAUGGCACAUCCGCCCGCGGCCGCCUCCUCAUUGGCGCCGACGGCAGCCAGAGCGCCCUCCGCAGCAUCCUCCUCGGCGCGCCCGCCGCCUCGCUCAAGCGCCUCUCCCUCGUCUCGACCUUCAUCAACGCCACCUACCCGCACGAGCUUGCGCUCUACCUUCGCAGCUUCCACCCGAUUUUCAACCUGAUCCUGCACCCCGAAAACAUGGUCGGGUUCCUGGGCACGCUCGACGCGGCCGAUCCUGACAAGCCCGAGACCUGGCGCUUCACGUUCUAUAUCUCGUGGCCCUCGGAUCUGGAGGAGCAGGCGGCGAAUAAGGAAAAGGAAAGGGGGUGGGGGGUCAAGGAGAGGCUGAGGCAGAUCCGGGAGAGGGCGAGGGGGUGGGGGGAGCCGUUGAGGAGCGCGUUUGAGGGGCUGGAGGAGGACCAUGCGGAGGUUUAUUAUGGUGCCCUCGCGGAUUGGGAUCCGAGUCUGGAGGGACAUGCUUGGGAUAAUAGGGGUGGGCUGGUCACGCUGGUGGGGGAUGCGGCGCAUCCGAUGACUUAUCACCGCGGCCAAGGCCUCAACCACGCCCUAGCCGACGCCGGCAAGCUCGUCGAGCUACUAUCCCACGCGAAUAACACUACCAACACUACCAACCCUCAUAAGUCCCAAGCCGAUCUGAUCACCGCAUACGAGACCGAAAUGCGCGCCCGCGCCGGCGCCGAGGUGCGGCUGAGCGAGAUGAAUAGCAUCAUGCUGCACGACUAUGCCCGCGUCUCCGAGAGCCCGCUCAUGAAGCAGGGGAUGUCGAUUGGGACUGGUCAUGGCGGUGAGGGUGGUGAGGGGAAGACUGCUGCUGAGUGA
Molecule: messenger RNA, 1338 nt
Organism: Anthostomella pinea
Lineage: Eukaryota; Fungi; Ascomycota; Sordariomycetes; Xylariales; Xylariaceae
Source: the annotation of a GenBank genome assembly